This is a messenger RNA of Malaclemys terrapin pileata, 8272 nucleotides long. It is a transcript of the gene KDM2A, whose product is annotated as lysine demethylase 2A. The transcript has 22 exons. Gene Ontology annotation, biological process: protein demethylation; regulation of transcription by RNA polymerase II. Lineage: Eukaryota; Metazoa; Chordata; Testudines; Emydidae. The record is from RefSeq and is a predicted model, not a curated record. Gene Ontology annotation, molecular function: DNA binding; protein binding; zinc ion binding. Bases 2099 to 5584 code for a protein of 1161 amino acids.
AAAAGGACAAAGGAGAAGAAGAGACCUGGAUGCUGGAUUGACAGUUCCCCAGAGAUUGACAUCCUGAAUGUCUUCCCAGCACAAUCAAACCACAGCAGCAGCCAUGCUAUCUCCUUUCACCAACCCAACCAGCUGCCUCUCUGCCCAGGCCCAAGAUCGCUUCUAAGAAUGAGGAGUGGAGAGUUAAGUCUGUAGGCCAAUAUCUGAACUGACCUGCUCUGAUGAGACUACUAGGGUUGGGGGUCUGUUAGACCACAACUACACUAUGUAAUUUACCAUGUGUUGUUGCACUCUUAUUAUGUACUAGUGCGCUGGUUAUUCUACCAUAGCUUGUCUGUGCACAAGAAAAAAACUGACUAUGUUAUUAGACCAUGCUCAAUCCAUGUAAACUGUCUAUAACAGCAGUUCUCAAACUGUGGGUUGGGACCCCAAAGUGGGCCACAACCCCAUUUUAAUGGGGUCACCAGUGCUGCCUUAGACUUGUUGGAGCCCAGGGCCAAAGCCAAAGUUUGAGCCCUAUUGACCAGGGCUGAAGCGAAAGUCCAAGGGCUUCCACUCUGGGCGGCAGGGCUCAGGGUACAGGCCCCCUGGGCUUCAGCUUUGGCCUCCCUGCCCGGGGUGGUGGGGCUUGGGCAGGCUUAGGCUUUGGUCCCCACUCCUGGUCUCGUAGUAACUUUUGUUGUGAGAAGGGGAUCACGGUGCAAUGAAGUUUGAGAAUUCUUGGUCUAUAUAAACUUUAAGUCACUGGUGGUAGCAGUGGCAGAAGAGUUAGUAUAAACAGGGCACUGGCACUUUAACUACCGUGUUGUCUGAUUUUUUGCUCAUAAUGGGUAGAUAUGACUUGGUGGUGAAAACACCAAUUGCUGCUUGAGCUCUUUUUAUGCUAUCACUCCUAUUGCUACCAACCGUGGGAGAUUUCCCCAAACAGCCUAGGAAAGACAAGGCCAUAAAGAUUGGGCUUUUUAAUGUAGUUAUAAUACAGCAUUAUCUUGUCCGUAUAGAAAAGAUGAAACAGUGUUAUAUCAGAGCACCUCCAUGUGAUAGCACUACAGUGAGGCAAAUUCUGAGUUGUGGAAUCUGUCCACACUGGAGUCAGUCAUGUUAUCCGCAAGUAUGUUGAAAUACUGUUAGAAGAGUUUCUGCACGUUUUCCCUGACAAGAGUCCAUGUGGAUUUGUUGUUGAAGGGUAGGGGGGAGCUGCAGAGAACCACAUUACAAACUAUCAAGAGGCGGAGUCUACAGCAUGAUUUAGGAGACAUGCUUCUCGGACACACACAUCUGAUUCUCUGGGAAAACCAUGCUACAGCCCUGCUGCCACCAAAUAUGUUUAAAUAUACAUUUGAAGCCAGCAUGGUUUUGAUCCCAAAGUGGAAUGGCUUAACGAUGACUCUAAUGUGGAGGCAUCUCCCUGAACUGAGAAUAUGAACUCACUUCACAUAGACCAGAAAAUGAUAAUGACUCCAGAUUACUAGUCACCUGGGGCCAAGCUAGAACCCCAAGGAGUUAAUGGAGAAAGGGGAACAUAAGAAUGGCUAUGCUGGGCAAUUUCAAGUGAUCCAUCCUCUGUCAUCCAGUUCCAGCUUCUGGAAGUUGAAGGUUUAUGGAUACUCGGAGCAUGGGGUUGCGUCCCUGACCAUCUUGACUAAUAGCCAUUGAUUCUUUUCUGAACCCAGUUAUACUUUUUUCCUUCACAACAUCCCCUUGCAAUGAGUUCGCACAUGACUGUGCGUUGUGUGAAGAAAUACUUCCUUUUGUUUUGAACCUGCUGCCUAUUAAUUUCAUCAGGUGACCCCUAGUUUUUGUUUUGUGAAGGAGUAAAUAUUAGCUUUCUCCACACCAUGAUUUUAUAGACCAUGAGUAUAUCCCCACUUUGUCGUCUCUUUUCUAAGAUGAGCUGUGCUAGUCUUUCUAAUGUUUCCUCAUAUGGAAGCUGUUCCAUACACCUAAUAAUUGAUGUUGCCCUUCUCUGUACUUUUUUCCAGUUCUAGUACAGAUUUUUGAGAUGCGGUGACCAGAACUGCAUGCAAUAUUCAAGGAGGAAGAGGAGGAAGACAGUAGCCCUGGAGUAUCCUUCUCACUCUCUUCAGAAGAGUCAGAGAUGGAGCCUGAGGAAGAGAGGAUUCGUUACAGCCAAAGAUUGCGUGGCACAAUGAGGCGGCGAUAUGAAGAUGAUGGCAUCUCAGAUGAUGAAAUUGAAGGAAAGAGGACAUUUGACCUGGAGGAGAAACUCUCCACCAACAAAUUCAAUGCCAACUUCGUCCUCUUUAUGGAAGGCAAAGACUUCAAUGUUGAGUAUAUCCAGCGGGGUGGCCUGAGAGACCCUUUGAUUUUCAAGAACUCCGACGGGCUCGGAAUAAAGAUGCCAGAUCCUGACUUCAGUGUGAAUGACGUGCGACUGUAUGUAGGGAGCCGGCGGAUGGUGGAUGUCAUGGAUGUGAACACACAAAGGGACAUUGAGAUGUCCAUGGCACAGUGGGCACGCUACUAUGAGACCCCACAGGAGGAGCGGGAGAAAUUGUAUAACGUCAUCAGCUUGGAGUUCAGUCACACAAGGCUAGAGAACCUGGUGCAGAGACCUGCUACGGUGGAUUUGAUUGACUGGGUCGACAACAUGUGGCCAAGACACCUAAAGGAGAGUCAAACGGAGUCUACAAAUGCCAUUCUGGAGAUGCAGUAUCCCAAGGUGCAAAAGUACUGUCUGAUGAGUGUUAAGGGCUGCUACACAGAUUUCCAUGUGGACUUUGGCGGCACCUCCGUAUGGUACCACAUCCACCGAGGGGGAAAGAUCUUCUGGCUGAUCCCGCCAACACCCCAGAACCUGGAGCUCUACGAGAAUUGGCUGCUGUCAGGGAAACAGGGGGACAUCUUUCUUGGUGACAAAGUGUCAGACUGUCAACGAAUUGAGCUCAAGCAGGGCUACACGUUCGUCAUCCCCUCAGGUUGGAUCCAUGCUGUGUACACUCCCACUGACACUUUGGUUUUCGGGGGCAACUUCCUGCACAGCUUCAACAUCCCCAUGCAGCUACGGAUCUACAACAUUGAAGACCGCACACGGGUCCCAAAUAAGUUUCGCUACCCCUUCUACUAUGAGAUGUGUUGGUAUGUGCUGGAACGCUAUGUUUACUGCAUCACCAGCCACUCCCACCUGACCAAGGACUUCCAGAAGGAAUCACUCAACAUGGAUAUGGAGUUGAGCUGCUUGGAGCCAGGAAACAUGGAUGAAGAGGACGAUGCAGCAGGCAGGGAGCCCAGGCGCCCAGUCACCAGACGAUCAAUCCUCACAAGCCCUGUGGCUAAUGGUGCCAACCUAGACUAUGAUGAAUUAAGCAGAAGUUGCAGGAGCCUGCCAGGCCUCAAGAGAACUCUAUCUAUGGACUCCUCUGACUCCAGCCGGGGCUCCCACAAUGGUCAGGCCUGGGAUCCCCAUGGCAGCAGUCCUUUCAAGUACAGGAAGGUGCAUCUGACCCAGUUCGAACUGGAAGGUCUACGCUGCCUGGUGGACAAGCUGGAGUCACUGCCUCUGCACAAGAAAUGUGUCCCCACGGGCAUAGAGGAUGAGGACGCCCUCAUUGCUGACGUUAAGUUGCUGCUGGAAGAGCACGCAAACAGCGACCCCAAACUGGCACUUACAGGAGUCCCUAUCAUCCAGUGGCCCAAAAGAGACAAGCUAAAGCUCCAGGCCCGACCGAAGGUGCGCCUGCCCACCAUCCCCAUCACCAAGCCUCACACCAUGAAGCCAGCCCCACGCCUGGCACCUGUAAGGCCCACAGUGUCUCCGAUAGUGUCAGGAGCACGACGGAGGCGAGUGCGGUGCCGUAAAUGCAAGGCCUGCAUGCAAGGCGAGUGUGGCAUGUGCCACUACUGCAGGGACAUGAAGAAGUUUGGGGGGCCUGGUCGCAUGAAGCAGUCCUGCGUCCUCCGGCAGUGCUUAGCGCCCAGGCUGCCUCACUCGGUCACGUGCGCGCUUUGUGGGGAGGUGGAUCAGAAUGAGGAUUCGCAGGACUUUGAGAAGAAGCUCAUGGAAUGCUGCAUCUGCAAUGAGAUAGUUCACCCUGGCUGCCUGCAGAUGGACGGGGAAGGGCUGCUGAAUGAUGAAUUGCCCAAUUGCUGGGAGUGUCCAAAGUGCUACCAGGGUGAUGACUUGGAGAAGGGCCAGAAACGGAAGAUGGAGGAGAGCGAUGAGGACACAGUGCAGGCCAAAGUCCUGCGACCCCUGCGGAGCUGCGAGGAGCCCCUGACACCCCCACCGCACUCGCCCACCUCCAUGCUGCAGCUGAUCCACGACCCGGCAUCGCCGCGGGGUGUGGUGACGCGUUCGUCCCCAGGGGCCGGCCCCAGUGACCACCACAGCGCCAGCCGGGAUGAGCGCUUCAAGCGGCGGCAGCUGCAGCGGCUCCAGGUCACGGAGCGCACCAUGGUGCGGGAGAAGGAGAACAACCCCAGCGGCAAGAAGGAGCUGUCAGAGGUGGAGAAGGCCAAGCUGCAUGGCUCCUACCUUACGGUCACGCUGCAGAGGCCCGCCAAAGACCUGCACGGCACCUCUAUUGUGCCCAAGCUGCAGGCCAUCACCGCCGCCUCCACUAAUCUGCGGCACUCUCCCCGUGUGGUCAUGCGCCACUGCCCAGCCAGGACGCCCCAGCGGGCCGGGGAGGAGGAGGCAGAUGAGGAGGAGGCAGCAGACGAGGAGGAGGAGGAGGAAAGCACGGAGGAGGGCGGGGCGGCCCGGCUGAAUGGCAGAGGCAGCCGAGUGCAGGACGGCGAGGAGAGCUGGAUGCAGCGCGAGGUGUGGAUGUCCGUCUUCCGCUACCUCAGCCGCAGAGAGCUCUGCGAGUGUAUGCGGGUGUGCAAGACCUGGUACAAAUGGUGCUGCGACAAGAGAUUGUGGACGAAGAUUGAUUUGAGCAGGUGCAAGUCCAUCACUCCCCAGGCCCUGAGCGGCAUCAUCAAGAGGCAGCCGGUCAGCCUCGACCUUAGCUGGACCAAUAUCUCCAAAAAACAGCUCACCUGGCUUGUCAACAGGCUGCCAGGCCUGAAAGACCUCAUCUUAGCAGGCUGUUCCUGGUCUGCAGUCUGUGCGCUCAGUACCUCCAGCUGCCCCCUUCUCAGGACCCUCGAUCUUCGGUGGGCAGUAGGAAUCAAGGACCCUCAGAUCCGGGACUUGCUCACACCUCCCACAGACAAACCUAGUCAAGACAAUCGCAGCAAACUCCGCAACAUGACAGAUUUCCGGCUAGCUGGUCUGGACAUCACCGAUGCCACACUCCGGCUCAUCAUCCGCCAUAUGCCCCUGCUCUCACGACUCGACCUUAGUCACUGCAGCCACCUUACGGACCAGUCGGCCAAUCUCCUAACGGCCGUGGGGUCUUCCACGCGCAACUCGCUCACUGAGAUCAACAUGGCAGGUUGCAAUAAGCUGACGGACCAGUCCCUGCUGUAUCUGCGGCGCAUCUCCAACCUCACCCUGAUCGACCUGCGAGGCUGCAAGCAGAUUACCCGCAAGGCCUGCGAGCACUUCAUCUCAGACCUGUCCAUCAGUAGCCUCUACUGCUUGUCCGACGAGAAGCUGAUCCAGAAAAUCAGCUAGAGACCAACCCCAGGCAGACUGAGGAGAAGGAAAGAUCCCAUCCCACCCCCCUCGGAGAGGCGCUCCUCCUCCCCAGCCCUGUCCUGCUGUGAGGCCAGCAUCCUGCACUCCUCCAUCCCCAACCUCCACAGGCAGGGCAGUAGCCAGCCCCACUCCACUGGGUCUCCUCCUCCUCCUCCUCUUCCUGGGAUUUCAGCAGCGGAAGGGGUCCUGCCAGGCUGAUCCAUAGCUGAGGAGAAAUGGGCUGUGGCCAGGGGAGCUCGUUCUGGAGCCUGGCUGCUCUUAGUCUGAGGUUGUGCAGAGGUGUCUUCACAGGGAAAUGUGCCCCUCUUUUCUCCCCGCCUUGGCACCCCAAAACAGAUUUCACUUCCUACUCAGCAAGGGGAGCGCCCUGGAAAAGGGAUUGGAGCUGGAUGGUAUGAAGCAAGCGUGCCUGGGCUCUCCUGUACCACUGCUACUGAUGUGGCUGUUGGCCCUGUGGCUUGUCAUACUUGGCAUUCAUGCCACAUCUCUGCCCCCUGAGCUUUUCCUCCUCUUAGCCUUGCCUCACCAAAGUGACGAGGGUUUGCCUCCUGCAGCUUGUAUGUAGAGGGCGAGAGCCCUAUGGCAGUGGGUUCUCAAGGUGUCUCCCUUGGUUAGGCAAGCUUCCACUCCAGAGCAGCACUAGACUGCUCACAGCACCAUAUAUCCACACCCCCAUGAGGAUGAGUGUGUCCAGCCCUUCUGGAAGGGCUGGGGGUGGGUGUCUGCAGGGGGCCAGGUCCAUCAGAGCUCAGGGAGGACUCAGAAGGCAUCCAGAGGGGUUUCUAGAUCCUGCACAGGGUGGGAUACAUGCUCUCCCCACCCCUUUGGGCAGGCUAGUAUAAUUGAGCACUCUUGGGAUGCUGCGGCCAGAGGAGAGGAUGCUUCUCCAUCUUGUCACCCAGUGUGUAGCUGUCAGCUCUCGAACUGGGAGAUGUGGAAGGGGAUGUGAAAGUUCCCAUCCCCCUACCCCUUUAGCUGCCACUUUUCCUUUGCAAUGAAUGGUCGGUCCAAAGAACCCUCUCUCUUGGGCAGCAGAGAGCUUUUUGCACUUUAAAAAGAAAGGUUGGAAUCUUAUUUUGGGUCAUUAUUUCCCCCCCUCCCCUCCCCCAGUGACUGGACGCUCCCUUGACUGUCUGAGCUUGUUGAUGUUUAAUGCACAGUUUGCACUCUGCUCUCUUUCCCCCUCCUCCUACUGCCCCCCAAAUCCCCUCCUUCUAAGCAUACUGAUAGCACAAAACCAGCCUGCCACGUGUUCCCCCAGCCCCUUUCCAGCCUUACGGGGGAGAAAGGAACUCUCUAAGCAGCAGGGAAAAGGGGGAGGGACGAGCGGUUGUGAAACCUCAAAGGAGAAUCGACCAGAUGCACCCUCACUGCUUCAAAAGCAAUAAGGGAGGCAGAAGCAGCUGUCACCCCUCCAGCUCUCCCCAUUGCCUGCUGGCUCCGAAUUCUCUGGCACCAAUGACUUCUGCUGCUGCAAUGUUGGCUGGGGGUGGGGGAUGUCUUUGUUUAGAUCCACUGAACCCCCAGUGGGGGGGUUCAGGUCCUGUGCUUCCCCUCCCCCCCUCUGGCCUCCAUAUUGUGAGCCUGCUUGCUUGCUGACUGGAACGUGCAAGUGUGAUGAAUUCCGCAGUGCCUCGGUACAUGGGAGUUUUGCUACAAUGGAUUGUUAGAGUUUUGAAAGCGGGGGGGGGAAGCCCACUUUGUUAUCACUGACCUAGGAGUGGAAGCUUUCUGCCAUUUUGUUUUUGGUUACUCCUGUGGAAAACAGAAGAAUCAAACUACUUAUUUUUGUUUGUUUUAAAGGAAGGCAGGGGAAGCUAUAAACAGGAUAUACAAGUGCAUCCGACCUGGGGGACACUCCAGCCCUGAGGAUUUCUGGGCUGGCUUUUCAGUUUGAAAAACAAAAGCAUCUUAGCUACUGUCACAUAUGCAUUCAGCGCUGAGCAACAGUGGAUCAACGUGCCAGGGGUGUCCAUGGUAGGCAGGAGGAGGAGUCGAGCUGAUUGAUGGGUGAAGGAAGUGGUCAGUCUUUAAGUUCGCUGUCCCACAGCCUUCUCAGACGCAGCCUUCCACUGAGUCUGUGGCUUCAGAGACUUAAAAAAUUAAAAUAAAGGUGUGAUACUCGUUCCUGUAUCUGGCCACCACCUUGGAGGGCGAGGGAUGAAAAUCCACAAAGGAAAGAAGAAAUAAAUAAAUAUAUAUAUCACUUAGUGAUUUAAAAAAAACAAUCCUGCUCCCUAAAUAAAACUCCCUGAAGAAAGUCACUAUUGGUUUAAAGGGUUUUGGUUGUGUUUUUGUGUUUUGUUUUCCCCCAGAGAAAUAUUGUAAAUAUAUAUUUUUGUUGGCGAUUUAGAGCCCAUCUCCAACAUUUGUGCUUUAAAAUUAAAUGUAAGCAUUAAGGGUAAAAGAAAACAAGUCUUAUGCUGUUUGUGUUGGGGGUUAUUUGGGGGCAAAGGGAGGGGGAGCUAGUUGGAAUUUUUUUGUUUUUAUUUUCUCUUCUAAGCAUUCUCCAGUACUGGUUUUAGAGAGAAUCUUUGCUCAUAACCUAUUACCACAUGAACAGGAGAGACAUUUGUGGGGGAGGGAGGGGAAGAUACCAGCCUCUGAAGGGAAAUAUUUUGUUUCUUGGGGGUGGAUUUUUGGAAUAAAAAUUUAAAGAAAACA